GUGACUUUAUGUUUGUGUUCGGGUUGAGAUGUAGCAGCUAGUCACAUGGCACUUUUCUUAAAGUUUUGUGCCACGGCUGAUAAAAAUGAGUGGUGGUUCAAAUCAGAGAACUUUGUUCCAGACUUGGGGGGCUUCUGUGUCCCAGAACAAAGCGGUCCAAUCGGCGAAGGAUGCCCGAAAGGCUACCGGGGCGAUCCGGACAUCCUCCAGCAGAGCUCAGGUAGCUCCAACAAACCCUCCCCCUCAUCAGCAAAAAUCUCCAUGGACAGUAAUUGGUCAGAAUAGCACACAUACAGCAGCGAGACAAGAAUACGUCAUCCCUGAAGAUGAAGAGGACGAUGACUUAAUGGUGGUGGCUGUCUAUGAAGCUGAAAGGAGCCUCCAGCUUGAGAACAGUGACAGUUUGCAAAAUAACCACGCAAAAGGACUAAGUGUUGCUCCCUUUAGUAGCCCAUCCUGUAAGAAGAUAUAUCCACAUCUCCCAGGUUUUGACAGCACCUCAGCUGACGUGUGGAUCUACCCCACCAACUAUCCUAUUAGAGACUAUCAGCUGAAGAUAUCAGAGGCUUCCCUGUGCCAGAACACACUGGUGUGUCUCCCUACUGGUUUAGGAAAAACCUUCAUAGCCUCUGUGGUUAUGUACAACUUCUACCGCUGGUAUCCAGCAGGAAAGAUUGUGUUCAUGGCUCCCACCAAACCUCUGGUGGCCCAGCAGAUCGAGGCCUGUUAUAAAGUGAUGGGAAUCCCUCAGGACCACAUGGCUGAGCUGACAGGCAGCACGGCAGCAAAGCAGAGGCAGGAGGUGUGGAAGUCCAGACGCGUCUUCUUCCUCACCCCUCAGGUGAUGGUGAACGAUCUUUCUAGAGAAACCUGUCCUGCAAAGGAGAUCAAGUGUGUGGUGAUCGAUGAAGCUCACAAGGCAUUGGGUAACCAUGCCUACUGUCAGGUGAUCAGACAGCUGAGCAGUCAGACGUUGCAGUUUCGCAUCUUGGCCCUCAGUGCCACUCCAGGAGGAGACACAAAGUCGGUUCAGUCCGUGAUUUCCAAUUUGCUGAUUUCACACAUCGAGCUGCGGUCAGAGGAAAGCCCAGACAUCCAGGCUCAUUCCCACCGGCGGAGUGUGGAGAAAGUGGUGGUUCCUCUGGGGGAGAAACUUUCAUGCCACCAGGCUCGAUACCUCCAGGUUCUGGAAAAGUUCAUGUCCCGUUUGGUUCAGAACCGAGCGAUGGGCCACAAGGACCUGCGGACGCUCAGCAAGUACCAGCUCAUUCUAGCCAGGGAUCAGUUCCGCAAGAACCCGCCGCCGCACAUCAAGGGUUCUCACCAGGGAGUGCUGGAGGGCGACUUUGCCCUUUGCAUCAGCCUGUACCACGGCUACGAGCUGCUGACCCAGAUGGGCCUCCGGUCGCUUUUCUUCUACAUCCAGGGAAUCAUGGACGGAUCCAGAGAAAUGUCCAGAGCUAAGAAUGAAUUACAGAAGACUCCGACGUUCAUGGAUCUGUACCAGGAGAUGGAGACGAUGUUCCUGACGCCACCAGACGGUCCGUUCAUUUACAGCCAUCCCAAACUGGAAAAACUGGAGGAGGUGGUGUUGCAGCACUUUAACGCGUGGGCUCAGAGCUCAGCAGGGACAAAUGACGGAGUAAGCACACGAGUGAUGAUCUUCUCCUCUUUUCGGGAAAGCGUCCAGGAGAUCGCUAGCAUGCUAAACCGACAUGCGCCACUGAUAAGGGUCAUGACCUUUAUGGGCCAAGCCUCUGCUGGGAAGGGCGUCAAAGGCUUCACCCAAAAGGAGCAACUGGAGGUGGUCCACAGCUUCCGGCAGGGGGGCUUUAACACUCUGGUUUCUACCUGUGUGGGGGAAGAAGGGCUGGACAUCGGUGAGGUGGACCUCAUCGUGUGCUUCGACGCUCAGAAGAAUCCCAUCCGCCUGGUGCAGCGAAUGGGGCGUACCGGCCGUAAACGACAAGGACGAAUCGUCGUCAUCCUGACAGAGGGGCGGGAGGAGCGGACCUACAAUCAGAGCCAAAGCAACAAGCGCAGCGUGUACAAGUCCAUCACCGGCAACAGAAACGGGUUCCACAUGUAUCCCAGCAGCCCCCGCAUGCUGCCUGAGGGCGUGAACCCCCAGCUGCAUAAAAUGCACAUCACCUCAGGCCAGUUUGACCACAAAGAGAGCAGCAGGAGGUCCGUCAGAGGCCGAAGGUCCCACGCUGAGGGACGGGCUUCACUCAUCCACCCUCAAAACCUGAUUCGACAGGAGAGCCCCACUUCAGACGGCUUUCUGAGCAGAGCAGAAUAUUCUCUGUGGUCGUCCACCAUGAGGCUGGAAGAACACGAGGCUCAUCCCACUCUGAAGCCGUCCCACUUCAUGUCCAUUCCCAGUGACUCAACUCCUCAGGAGGAGACUUCCAGGGACAAACCAUCAUGCAGAGAGCUGUCUUUGUGGGAAUGGAGACACUGGCAGCACAAACCGCUCCCUUUCCAUGCCGUUGAUCAUUCCCUCCGCUGCCGCCACUUCACUGCGGUGAUGCAGCUCAUCGACGGCAUGAGAGACGAGACUGAGGGGGAGACUCUUUACGAACAGCAGCUUCUACCUUACCUCCGGAGAGAUGAUGCUGAUGAAAAGAGGCAGAAGAAACCAAAAGCCCCAAAGAACUGCACUAAAAACAAUAAGAGCAAACCGUCUCACUCAUCCCGGUCCGAACUGGAAUAUAUCGACGAGGAAGCAGAGAUGGAGGAUGCAGCUUCACGAUCGAUCCCAGAGAAACGGAGGCUCCCAGAUGAACAAGCUGAUUCUCCAUCACACAACUCUGAUGACGACUGCGUCAUCGUUAACCAAACCCUCAGAGAUCCUGCAAAUCCAGACGAUGUUCCAGAAGUUAAUACAAAACAUAAUGAAGACGAUGAUCUUCAGGAGAUGUUCUACCUUCCUAAAGCGUGUCCCGCGCCGCUGUCGCCAAUAAAACACAAGAACCUGAACGACAUUCUUGUUAACGUAGCUGAGCUUCUCUCUCGAUCUCCACCUUCGCCGGAGAACAUUUUAGAAGCAGGAAGGAUUUUGACGCGUCUUCCACCUUCACCACAGCUGGGCGUUCAGCCUUUCCCCGUCAGGUUCAGCUUGGAAGUGGACGAUGAGGACGAUGUAGAGGGUGGCAGUAAGGAUAAGCCUGAUAGUCCCACCUGGGAUGAGGUUUUCGAGGAUGAAAAUAUCAGGUACGACACGAAGGAGACAGACUUAAGAAGUGUUGACAAUGCAGAGGAGUGUGUUUCCAUGGAUGCUGAUUGUGCAGUUGAAGAAGACGGAGUUGAUGCCCAGAUGGAUGAGAGCAUGGACUUGUUUGAAGACGAUGAGGCGUUCAUGCAAAUGACAAUUCCAGAUAUUCCUACUCCUGAGGAUAGCAUUACAGCCAAGGCAACCAUCAAUGACGAAGGCACUGAGAAGAUUUCCAAAGAUGAAGCCAAAGAUUGCACAGAAAUCUUAAACGCUGCAAACAAAACCCCUUCCUCAGACACAAGGCUAAACAUUCACAACUCAACAGAAGAUCACGACAAUAAAGCUUCGUUUUUAGUGAAAGCAAAUCCUGAGCCACUAGAUUCCUCUCACGAUCUGUUCUCUGUUAACUUUGACCUCGGUUAUUCGCUGGAGGACUCUGAGGAUGAAGCAGAAGUGGAAGUUACAUCUCCGUCGCCUAAAAAACAAGCUGAGUCAGCUGUUUCUAAUUCCUCUACUCCUCGUCGCAGCUUCGCCGGACUCUUCAGAGAGUCCAAGUCGUCUUCACAAACUAAAGCGGAUAAUUGGAAGCCUAAAACUGAGGAACUCCCCUCUCCAGUUACGUUACUGGGACCCAGACAGAUGCUCCUGUCUCGGAUUGCAGAACCGGACUCUUCCAGAGCGAAGCAAAAACCAGCUGAAGGUGAUUCACUGCAAGAACCGAUCCGUGUGGGAGAGUCUUCUCCUCAUCCAGCAGAGUGUUGCAGCGACAGUGAAGAGGAAGUCGUGCUUCUCAGAAGAAGACAUCACAAGGUCAACCCCUUGUCCUCCCCAGAAGUGUCUAAGACCCUGAGUGACGUGGACUCACCGGUGGUGGUGAAGAAGAAACGUGCUUCUGUGCUGAACACGACUGACGAAACUCAAGCCGGAGAUUUUUCGGAUGAUGAUUUCCAGAACUGCUCCAUCUUCAUGCAGAGAAAAACAACAACUGGAGACAAGAGGCAACAAAUCCAGCAGCCCAGCAACAAGAACCCCAGAGGUCAGAAAGCGCGUCAGUUUCUGGAUGAAGAGGCGGAGCUGUCAGAAGAUGAAGAGGGAGCGGAUGUUUCGUCUGACGAAGAGGACGGCGCAGAUCUGAAUCGGUCCCUGGAAGGCUUCGUUGUGGACAACAUGCACCUUUCCCAGGGACUGAACGACUCGGAGAUGCGUGGAGUUUACCUGAAGUCUGUGAGAAGCCCUGCAGUCCGGGGAAAAUUCAAAAUGUCCUAUAAAAACCAUCAAAACAUGGAUAUUUUUUCUCAGGUGCCUGAGAUGGAUGAGACGUACGCAGAGGACAGCUUUGUGGUUGGCAGUGAUGAAGAAGAGGAGGAGAGUAAUGAGGAAGAGCCUGAAGACGUCGAACUUCUGCCCGACGUGUCGCUCAUUGACGGGAGACGGCAGUACGCAACCAGACGGCGCGUUUUCCUGCACAAAGCCAGAGCAGAACUCGAAACCAACGCCAGAACUCAGCCCGCUGCAGAGCAAAGAACCAGAACCAAACGCUCGCGGGUCAUCUGCCUGAACGAGUCCAGCGAAGAGGAGACUGAGGAAGUGGGCAAAAAUCAGAAUCCAGGUCCCAGCGGGCAGAAAACAGCGUCCUCUGCUUAUGCUAGCGUAGCAUCUAAAGUCUCAUUAUCGAGUAAAGAACGGAGUGAAGAGCAGCAACAUGAGAGGUGUCGUCAGAGGUUAGAGAAUCAACAUCUGCUCUCGGAUGAGCUCGACUUCGCAGAGCAAGAGCCGACUUUAAUAACAGGACGUCCUUCCGCGUCCUCAGCGGCUCAGGGAUCCGCCCCUCAGGAUCCGGUACCUGCGGUGACCGAGCCGCCGCCGCCGCCUCUCUCCGGGUCGGUCAGCAUCCUGGUGGACAGCCGCUGCACCGGCGGCAUGGUGGAGCUGGUGAUGAGUCUGCGUCAGCGCCACGGGGCUGACGUCCACGUCUGCUCGCUGGACAGCAACUACUUCAUCGUGAGCAACCGCAUGGCGGUGAUGAGGCAGAGCCAAUCGGAUUUGGCUGCGAUGCAGAACCGGAAGCGACUGGCGGAGAGAUUGCGCAACAUGCAGGGGUUGUUUGAACGAGUGUGUCUGGUAGUGGAGAAGGAUCGGUCCAAGCAGGGUGAAGUUUCCCGCCCUUUCCAGCGAACCCGUUACUAUGACAACACUCUAGUGGCCCUGGUCCGGGCCGGGGUUCGCCUGCUGUGGAGCGACGGCGCCGAGGAGAGCGCCGGGUUGUUGGCGGACCUGGCCAAGCUGGAGUGCCGUAAAGGUCAGGGCAUCGCGGUGCCCCUGAAGGUCAAAGGUCAGCGCAGGGAGGAGGCGUUGCAGAUGUACCUGAGUCUGCCUUCGGUCAGCCAUGUUCACGCUCUCAACCUGCUGCACAACUUUAGCAGCGUCGCACAGCUGAUGAACAGCUCCGUCGAGUCGAUCCAGAAAGGCGGCUGCAUGAGCCGAUCCAGAGCCGAGGAGAUCUACCGCUUCCUGCGUCGCUCCUGUGACUCCGCCCUCUUCACCAAAACACCCAAAGCUGGAAAAAUCUGCUAGAGCCCCGAAGGAGACGCGUAACCUGACGUCAAUCUAUUCAGCCGCUUUCGCAAAAAUAGAGGUUCAGAAGUGCAACAAUUUAAUAAAUAUUCAGAAAAUAAAAACCUGCAUAGGAUAUUUAAAAUAAAAAACGGAAAUACAUCCAUUAAAAUUUAAAUGCAUCAUGAAUUUAAGUUUCGUUUACAUUUAAUAGCUGAUUAUUGUUGAAUUAUUGCACUUUUGUUCCCCGAUUUGCUGAUUCCAGUUACUGUGUAACUUUGUUGAAAUUCCUCAGUGAGAGAAACGCCUCAUCUUUUGCACAAGUAAACCAGGGGUGUCCAAACUUUUAGUCCCAGGAUCCAAAGCUGUUUAAUUUUAUCUACUGGCAGGACUCAACAUUCAUUAAAGAUCCAGAACUUAAAAUAGGACUUCGGAUUGUUGCCUCAUUAAAAGAAAAACACAUUUUUAAAAAUUGUUUUCCAUCAUUCUUGUGUUGUGGUUAGGGCCGAACAAAAUAAUUUUAAGGGCCACAAAUGGCCCCCGGACCUUACUUUGGACACCCCAGAGUUAAAAAGGAACAAACCUCCACAUUAAUGUAGAUGUUUGUUUUUAUUCUCAUCUGCUAAGAUCCCAAUCAAGAAAUCUAAAGCACACUUUUGUCAAAUAAUGUGCAUAAAAGUACCAUAAAUAAAGUUUAUUUUUUCUGAUUUGCAUUUUUAUACUUGUAAUAUUGCUUUUCACCGCUAGAGGUCAGCAUCUACUGACGUCAAGCUGCUUUAAUUCUCCACAAUUAACACUUGUGCAAACCGUCUUAGAAAACAAAUCUUUAUUAUGUUUUUUUUUUAAGAUCUACAUUUGAAUGGCUACUUUGGUGCAAAGUAUCGUACAGAGUCAAGCACAGGAUACAAAGCAGCAUUCGACAGCUAAAGCAGUCCUUCCAACUUAGAAAAAAAGGCAAAAAAAAAUUACAAAACAGAUUUACAAGUCAUUCUAAAGCCUCAA
Molecule: messenger RNA, 6772 nt
Organism: Poecilia reticulata (guppy)
Lineage: Eukaryota; Metazoa; Chordata; Actinopteri; Cyprinodontiformes; Poeciliidae
Gene: fancm
Product: FA complementation group M
Biological process (GO): double-strand break repair via synthesis-dependent strand annealing; interstrand cross-link repair
Molecular function (GO): four-way junction DNA binding; ATP binding; 3'-5' DNA helicase activity
Source: RefSeq, a predicted model, not a curated record